GUGGGGAUUUACUUGCUGGAAGCUGGGCUCGGGAAGCCUGAGUUUCUCAGCGAGGGAAAUGCUCGGCUGAAGAAAGCAAAUCAACUAAUGCAGAAGCUGAUGGAAUAUUAUUACGAUUUCAUUAUCCCGGAAGUUGUAGAGAAUGAGGAGGAGGAAUGUGACACCGACCUGGAGAGGCAAAAUGUCGAGGAGCUCUACGAUUACGUCAGGCACCUGCACCAGAGGGAGAGCCAGGAGGUGACCUACGACGUCCAGCACAAAGCUCUCAUUCCUGUUCUCAGACCCUAUCAGAGACAGGCUGUCAACUGGAUGCUGAGGAGAGAGAAAACCAGGAACACUUCACCUAAAGAACAAAUGCUGCAUUUCCUCUGGCGGGAGUUGAUCGCUUUGUGUGGCAAGAAGUUGUUCUACAAUCCUUUUACCGGCUGCUUAAUCCGAGAAUUUCCCCUGGCGGGUGUAGAGUGGCCUGGUGGGAUCUUGGCUGAUGAAAUGGGGCUGGGAAAAACGGUGGAAGUUCUGGCUCUUAUCCUAUUUCACACUCGACAGGACCUGGAGCAGGAGGCCCUUAGCCUGCCUGUGGGAAAAUCCGUAAAUUAUUUCGUACCUCCUCCUCCCCUUGAAAGAAAGAAAGUUAUCCGCUGCAAGUCUGAAGUUCAGCCUAAAAUUAAAAUAUCCUACCCAACUGUGCGUAUCAUGCUCCUCACUGCAAUCAAGGAGAUGAGAUCUGGUAAAGGAGCCUCCGUCAACGCCAUCUUCACCUACAUUCGUGCCACCUACGGUUAUGACCUCUUAAAAAACCGGAACCACAUCCGGAAGACUCUGGUGAAGCUGAUAGACGAAGGCCUGGUUGACCGGGUGAAAGGUCGAGGCUUGGCGGGGUCAUUUAAGCUGGGGAAGAACUACAAAGAAACAAAGAAGAUGUUAGCAGGAGCAUCCAAGUUUAAUUCCAAAAACACAGAGAGCACACCAAGGAGGAUGUUUCAGAGACGAGCAAAAGAGAAGGCAGAAGCAGCUCUGCAAAACUCUCUUACAGAAGAUCAAAUAGAUCUGUACUCACCUACAUCUGAGUGUCUAGCACCAGAGGAAACAGAAACCAAGGAAUGGGAUGAAAGUCUGAAUGCGAAAGCGGAUCAGUCAGACGACACGCAGGAUACAUCCCAAACAUUCUCACAGGUGUCUCAGGAUAAAAGUGAGUCAGACACACACGACAUGCCCAGAAUGGAUGAGCCUCCUAAAGAAAGGGGAGAAGCUGCUCAGCUUGAUUCACACGAGGAGACAGAAACCCCCACCAGAGCGUCUGUUUUCCCUUUCAACACCCCAGACUACCGCUUUGAGUGUAUCUGUGGUGAACUGGGCAUCAUUGACUAUAAGGCUCGCGUGCAGUGUAUGAACUGCCAGCUGUGGCAGCACGCAGACUGUGUAAACUAUAAAGAAGAAAGCCUCGAAACUACACCUUUCUACUGCCCUCACUGCCUGGUCGCCAUGAAACCUGUCUCCACCGGUGCCACCCUCAUCAUCUCGCCAAGCUCCAUCUGCCACCAGUGGGUGGAGGAGAUCAACCGGCACAUCAGGUCCUCCUCGCUGCGAGUGCUGGUUUAUCAGGGUGUGAAGAAGCACGGAUUCAUCCAGCCACAUAUGCUGGCUGAGCAGGAUGUGGUCAUCACCACCUACGAUGUGCUGCGGUCAGAGCUCAACUACGUCGACAUUCCCCACAGUAACAGCAAGGAUGGACGCCGCUUCCGCAACCAGAAGCGCUACAUGGCCAUACCCAGUCCUCUGGUGGCUGUGGAGUGGUGGCGAAUCUGUCUGGACGAGGCUCAGAUGGUUGAAUGUCCCACUGCGAAGGCUGCAGAGAUGGCUCUACGUCUCGCAUCCGUCAACCGUUGGUGUGUCAGUGGCACUCCUGUCCAGAGAGGCUUAGAAGAUUUGUACGGCCUUGUACUUUUCCUGGGAGUUGACCCAUACUGGGUUAAACACUGGUGGGAGCAACUGCUUUAUCGCCCUUAUCGACGUGGAAACACAGAGCCCCUGUACUAUGUAAUCGCUCAGUUAUUGUGGCGAUCAGCUAAAAAAGACGUCAUUGAUCAGAUCCAAAUUCCCCCUCAGACGGAGGAGGUGCACUGGCUUGACUUCUCCCCCGUCGAGGGACAUUUUUACCACCGUCAACACGAGGUCUGCUCCCAGGAUGCUCUGGUCAAAAUCAGGAAGAUCUCUGACUGGAGCCUGAAACUUGGCAGCCUCGACCGCCGCACAGUCCACACCAUCCUGUGCCCUCUGCUGAGGCUGCGUCAGGCCUGCUGCCAUCCACAGGCUGUGAGGGGGGAGUUCCUGCCUCUGCAGAAAAGCACCAUGACGAUGGAGGAGCUCCUGAAGUCCCUGCAGAAGAAAUGUCGAGUGGAGUGUGAAGAAGCUCACAGACAAUUGGUGUGCGCACUCAAUGGCCUGGCUGGAAUCCACAUCAUCAGAAAUGAGUUUGUAGAGGCAGUAGAGAUGUAUAGAGAAGUGCUUCGUUCAUCAGAGGAGCACAAAGGCAGACUGAAAACAGAUUCAUUACAGAGGCUUCAUGCUACCCACAAUUUAAUGGAACUGCUGAGCGCAAAGCAUCCUGGGAUACCUCCUACGCUGAGAGACGACCGACUAAGUGAAGAGGCGGAGCAGCUACGGCAACACUACAUGACCAAAUACGACUCUGAGGUAGCAGAUGCUCAUCAGGGUCUACAGCCGGUACUGCAGAACAUUAAAGAGCUGAAACGCAAAGUCAAGCUGAAUUCUCCCUGGUGGCUCGAUGUUAUCCAGAAGGCGAUCCGCUGCGCCAACGACGACGAUUUGGUGUCCCGCGUCAAGAAUGAGCUGACGUCCAGCUACAAACAACAAGCCCACAAGCUCUCCAUGGCAGACAAGUUCCGUGAUGCCUGUGGUCUGCAGUUCCUGCUCACAUCACAAAUGCAAGAUCUGAUGAAAUCCCAGAAGACUGUGCAAGAUGCGGUGAAGAGUCUUGAAGGCCCGGCCUCAAAGAAAGUGAUUGAUGAGGUCACCAUUUGUCACCUCAGGCCCAUGAGACUGCCACUAAAUAAUUGUGUUUUUUGCAAAGCAGAUGAACUUUUCACGGAUUACGAGUCCAAGCUUUUUUCUCACACGGUGAAGGGUCAGACAGCCAUCUUCGAAGAAAUGAUCGAAGAUGAAGAGGGGCUGGUGGACGACCGUCUCCCCACCACCAGCCGAGGCCUGUGGGCAGCCAGUGAGACUGAGCGCACUCUGAAAGCCAUCUUGUCCUUCGCCAAAGUGAAACGCAUGGACCCGGAGCUGGUGGAGGAGGGCAACACUUUCAUGGAGCUGUUUGAGAACUGGAAGAAAGAGUACAAGGUACUGCAUGAGUACUGGAUGGUGCUGAGGAAUCACGUGUCAGCCAUCGAUGAGCUGGGUAUGGCCACCGAGAGGCUACGUGUGCGUCUGCCUGAUGAACCAAAGCCCAAACUGCUGCACAUCAUCGAGCCACAUGAGGUGGAGCAGAACAGAGUGAAGCUUUUGAACGACCAAGCAGUGGCCAAGUCUCAACUUCAAAAGAAGCUCGGCCAGUAUCUGUAUCUCACAAAUCUAGAGAAGUCCCAGGACAAGUCUACUGGAGGGCUGAACCCAGAGCCGUGUCCAAUCUGUGCCCGACCACUGGGACAGGAGUGGGCAGUGCUGACCUGUGGCCACUGCUUCUGUAAUGAGUGUAUUGCUAUCAUCGUGGAGCAGUACAGCGUGGGCUCAAGGCGGCGAGCCAUCAAGUGUGCCAUUUGUAGGCAGACCACAUCCCACACUGAGAUCUCCUACGUGUUCACCACCCAGUCGUCCAGCCAGGACCAGGACAUACCAGUCAAGGGAAGCCACUCUACCAAAGUGGAGGCAGUAGUGAGAACACUAAAGAAGAUUCAAGUGACCGACCCCGGGGCCAAGUGUCUUGUCUUCUCCACGUGGCUGAGUGUCCUGGACAUUAUUGCCAAGGCCUUGUUUGACAACAACAUGGAGUUCUCUCAAAUCAAUGGGAUUCACAAAUUCCAGGAGAAUCUGAGCUCCUUUAAAUACGAAGAAAAGAUCAACAUCCUCCUCCUUCCUCUCCACACCGGCUCCAAUGGACUGAACAUCAUCGAAGCGACUCACGUGUUGCUGGUAGAGCCGAUCCUCAACCCUGCUCACGAGCUCCAGGCCAUAGGCAGAGUGCACCGGAUCGGCCAAACCAAAUGGUGCCAUCUUUGUGAUGGUGACAUCUUCAGGUCAGCUGCUGCUGGCCCUCUCUUUUCAUGCUGGCCAACAUUUGUUCACAGAUUCUUAAUCAAAUCUACUAUUGAAGAGAGAAUGCAGGCAAUGUUGAAGACAGCAGAGAAAAGUCACACCAGCACGGCCAUGAAGCACUCGGAGGCCGCCGUACUGACAGUAGCCGACCUGGCUGAUCUAUUUACUGAAGACACAGAACAUCUGGAGUGAAUGUGAACACCUGGAUACACAGAGUGCAGAAGCUACACAGGCAAAUGGAGCUCACUCUUUUCACAGUACUGAUUUUGCACAUUCAACUUUUUAUAUAAAGAAAACAUGUUAUCAAAUGCAUUUCCAAACAGAUAUUUUAGCAGGUCACUGACAACAUGUUUCUUAAUUGUAUUUAAUUUAAGAUUUUUAAUCUCUUUGAAUUUUUGUGUAUUUGGCUCACUUGUUGUCAUAGUUGUAACAAUAACUACUUCAGCUGUUCAAGUACAUGUUUGAUGAUCACAUUUAACUAGACUGUACAGUAUUGUUGCUUGUGUUAAUCUGAUAUUAAGUAUAUGCAUUUAUAUAUAUGAAUUUUACUGUAAGUUGACAGUUGAAAACGGAGGAAUACAGAUGCUGUAAUCACACUAGUGAUUGAAGUGUUCUCACAAUUUUCAGGAAAUAAAAGUCUGUCGAUGGCAGGGUUAUCACCAGC
This is a messenger RNA of Morone saxatilis (striped sea-bass), 4939 nucleotides long. RefSeq names its product SNF2 histone linker PHD RING helicase (gene shprh). Gene Ontology annotation, cellular component: nucleosome; nucleus. Gene Ontology annotation, molecular function: ubiquitin protein ligase activity; DNA binding; ATP-dependent chromatin remodeler activity. NCBI's taxonomy places the organism in Eukaryota, Metazoa, Chordata, Actinopteri, Moronidae. Gene Ontology annotation, biological process: DNA damage response; protein polyubiquitination; nucleosome assembly. The record is from RefSeq and is a predicted model, not a curated record.